CUCUUCUAAUGUCAGUCAGAGAAUGAUUUUCUCUGCUCCGAAAUCUGCAGAAUAGAAAGCGUAUGUUGUCGGUCAGCCUGGAAGAAAAUUCAACGAGCCUACCUUGUCAUGAGUGUUUUCUGUCGUUUACUCUCGAGAGGACUUCUCUGCGGACGGGCAACAUGUCGGUUUGUAACCGGACAGCAGGAUUUCAGCGGUGGCGUGCUGCGGAUGACUCGGGCGGUUGGCUCGACCAGCCCUGUGAACCUAACCUAUGACGUGUUUGACGGGACAGGGGACGGCACCCCCCUGGUGUUCCUCCAUGGGCUGUUUGGCAGCAAGUCCAACUUCCACUCUAUAGCCAAGUCCCUGGUGCAGAGGACAGGUCGAAAGGUGCUGACGGUCGACGCCCGUAACCACGGUACCAGCACACACAGCACCGAUCUGACCUAUGAGGCGAUGACCAAUGACUUGACGCACUUGCUCGCCCAGCUGCACAUCGGGAAAUGCGUCCUGAUUGGCCACAGCAUGGGGGGCAAGGUCGCCAUGACAACAGCCCUGUCGCAGCCUGGCCUGGUGGAGAGGUUGGUAGUGGUGGACAUCAGUCCAGCCCAGACCACCACCCGUACCAACUUCCACUCCUACAUCCAGGCCAUGAAGGAUGUGAAGAUCUCUAGCGACAUCCCUCGCUCGACCGCCCGCCGCAUGGCCGAGGACCAGCUACGCAAACUGGUCAAGGAGCGCUCAGUGCGCCAGUUCCUGCUGACCAACCUGGUGGAGCAGAAUGGACACUACGCCUGGAGAGUCAAUCUGGACGCCAUUGCCGCACACCUUGAUGACAUCAUGAGCUUCCCAACAUUCGAAACCACAUACGAGGGCCCCACCCUCUUCCUGGGCGGAGCCAGUUCUGCCUACAUCAGUUCUGAGGACUAUCCAGAGAUCCAGCGGUUGUUCCCAUGUGCAGACAUCCAGUACAUCCCAGACGCCAGCCACUGGAUCCACGCAGACAAACCCCUGGACUUCAUAAGCUCCAUCAGCUCCUUCCUGCAGCCCUAACCUACCCGGUUCCAACCCUCUCCACCACCUAAUUUACUGUUCCAACCCUCUCCACCACCUAAUUUACUGUUCCAACCCUCUCCACCACCUAAUUUACUGUUCCAACCCUCUCCACCACCUAAUUUACU
This is a messenger RNA of Oncorhynchus masou masou (cherry salmon), 1163 nucleotides long. It is a transcript of the gene abhd11, whose product is annotated as abhydrolase domain containing 11. Bases 109 to 1035 code for a protein of 308 amino acids. The record is from RefSeq and is a predicted model, not a curated record. Gene Ontology annotation, cellular component: mitochondrion. NCBI's taxonomy places the organism in Eukaryota, Metazoa, Chordata, Actinopteri, Salmoniformes, Salmonidae. Gene Ontology annotation, molecular function: carboxylic ester hydrolase activity. The transcript has 6 exons.